Molecule: messenger RNA, 2814 nt
Organism: Seriola dumerili (greater amberjack)
Lineage: Eukaryota; Metazoa; Chordata; Actinopteri; Carangiformes; Carangidae
Product: von Willebrand factor A domain-containing protein 7-like
Exons: 17
Source: RefSeq, a predicted model, not a curated record
GGUUCCUCUCCUGAGGAGUUGGUUCAGGCUUGUCUUGGACCCACAGCAAAAGGAGAAGUGUCAGGUGCCAAGUUUCACUCUGCUCUUCAAGAAAUCUACAACCAGAAUGGACUGGGUUCCUCUCCUGAGGAGUUGGUUCAGGCUUGUCUUGGACCCACAGCAAAAGGAGAAGUGUCAGGUGCCAAGUUUCACUCUGCUCUUCAAGAAAUCUACAACCAGAAUGGACUGGUAGACUAUCACUAUGUCAAUAGUGCUCCACACCACUUCAACUCAGAGGCAUUCCUGCAGGGACGUGGCCUAAUCACGGAGGGAAUGGUGGCCAUUAAGGCUAACAUUCGCAAGGAGAACUUCCAGGCUGCCAGAGAAACACUGGGCAGAGUUCUUCAUACACUACAGGACUUCUACAGCCACAGUAACUGGGUGGAGCUGGGAUACACAGAACCAUACAUCAACCUCAUUCGCCCAGAUCAGCCACUGGAAAACCUGGCAGAUGUCAACACUGCCACCUGCAGGGACUGUGCCAGUGGAACAUGUCCCAAUUCCAUUCUCCCCAACAUCCUGAAUGAGAAGAAGCUCACAUCAGGCUACAUGGGAAUCUACUCUUCCGCCAAGCCUAAAGGUAAAUGUAGCCAUGGAGGUGCAGCUGACCUGACUAGCACAACAGUUCCUCGUGGUGGCAUCAACAAAGAUGAGCAUCGCUCUGACAACGUGGCCUUCCACAAUGCUGCUGUGAAUGCAGCCACCGCUGCAAGUCUCCAGCUACUGGAGGACAUCCGCUUAGCUGCUGGGGACAAUGACUUUCUGAGAAUGAUGGGGAUUGCCCGCUCAUCGGUCGUGUGCUUUGUUAUUGACACCACUGGCAGUAUGUCUGAUGACAUUGAUGAAGCCAGGGAUGUUGUUUACGAAAUAAUUGACAGCAAAAAAGGAACACAGGAUGAGCCCUCUGAGUACAUCCUGGUGCCCUUCAAUGACCCCAGUUUUGGACCGAUGAUCAGGACAACAGACCCCGAUAAGAUGAAAAAAGAAAUCUCUGAACUUACAGCACAGGGAGGGGGAGAUAUCCCUGAGCUGUGUCUGUCAGGACUUCAGCUGGCUCUCACUGGUGCCCCAGCCUCCUCCCACAUCUAUGUUUUCACUGAUGCUACACCCAAAGACAUCGCCCUCAUGGACACGAUUCUUGCUCUCAUCAGGAGCACCAAGUCAACAGUGUUAUUCCUGCUGACCCCGGCCAGUAGGAGGCGUCGUCGUUCCCUCGGUGCUGGUUCCUUUGAAGACUACAAGGAUCUGGCUGUGGCCUCUGGAGGCCUGGCCAUCCAGGUGUCCAAGAAAGAGCUGCCUCAGGCAACAGACGUCAUCCUUGACACCUCUACUUCAGCUCUGGUGACAGUUCUUCAGCGGGCAAGGAACUCUGGGAAGCAGGAGACUUUCCCCUUCGUACUGGAUGAAUCUCUUCAAAACAUCACCAUCUACAUCACAGGAACAUCCAUUACUUUCACACUGACCAACCCUGCAGGUGUGAGUCAGAGCAACACUGAGGCCAGUGGUAAACUGGGGACCAUUCGGACAGUGGGCAACCUGAGAAGAAUUCGUCUCAACGCUGACAAGCAGACAGGAAGAUGGCAGAUCACCAUUAACUCCAACCAACCAUACACACUCAAAGUCACAGGCCAGAGUACCAUUACGUUUAUCUAUAACUUUGUGGAAAGCUUCAAGGGACCUCACCCAGGUUUUGCAGUACUCAGUGGGCGUCCACAAGCAGGCCAGCCUGCCACCUUGAUGCUCUCAGUAAUGGGAAGGAAAGGUCCAUCAUCAGUGAGUGUUGGAAACAUUGGCCUAGUAACUGUGUCUGGUCCUGAGGUUGUGAGCAAUGGUACGAUGACUGACAUGGGUAGCGGAGACAUCCUGGUGACUGUUGACAUGGUCCCUGAGGGGGAGUCUGUGGUCUUUCUGAAAGGAACAGACAAAGUGUCAAACUCUGAAUUUCAGAGGCAGUCUACCACCCAGAUGUCUGUCUCCAAAGUGAACAUCCAGGCUGUGGUGGACAGCAGUGUGGAGCCAGGAGAAACCUUUAAGCUCCCCUUCAGUGUAAUGACCCAGGGCUCUGGUGGUCAGUUUGAAAUCAGUGCCAGAAAUGACAGAAACUUCUCCAUGUCCUACUCAAGCAGCCUCACCUUGACAACUGGAAGAUAUACUAAUGAUACGUUGACCAUUACGGCACCUGCCAACACACCAUCAGGCACUGAUAUCACUCUGACUGUGCAUGCCAAGUUGUCCAGUGGUGUUGACUCCAAUUACGUCGUGUUGAGAUUGUCUGUUGUCACCAAGAUAACAGAUUUUGAUCAGCCUUUGUGUGAAGUGGUUAGUGUGCAGGCUGAUGAUUGCCCUCAGGAUGUUUCUCAGUGUGGACCUUUCAAGUGGGAGCUCUCGGCCAACCUUACUGAUGGAAACGGCACUGGGAUCGAGAGAAUCUCCCUGCAACAGGGUAAUGGAUCCCUCUCAUACACCUCUCUGAGUGCUCCUGUUGUCCAGGCGAACUACAACGCCUCCUGCUGCUCGCAGAUUGUGGAGAUCAUAGCUGUAGAUAAAGUUGGCAAUGUGGGAAAAUGCUACCAAUCAAUUGUUCGUUCGGAUGGCCCUCCUGCUUUAACUCUGUCAUUGCCACUGUGGUUGUGCCUGUUGGUGUCUGCUUUUGUAAUCAGACCUUGAAGGGCUUAGUUUAGGUUGUGUCUUAUUUCUGUAUGCUGCAUCAGGUAUUGGACACUGUUGAUGAUUUUAAAUUACUCAAAACAAUUUGCUACCAUGAUGGACUGAAAC